AUGGCUGCGAACGACACAUCAAGCGACCAGUUCGCAAUCCUGCCGAUUCGCAUGCCACCCGUCCCGUCCUUCCCUCACAGCGCCGUCCACGAAGUUCGUGUUCGUCAAAAUGCACCGAAAAUCCCGACGCCGAACGACUCCCGGAGCCUUUUUCUGAAGAAUGUUCCAGCAGACAGCACUGAGCCUCAUUUCAGAGCUGUAUUCAGCAAUCUCGUCGGCGCUGGACGCUUCGAAACUAUUAUUUUUGAGGACGAAGCAACAACCGGCUUGGAGGUUGACCCUGCCCAAGCUACUAAGAUGCAGGGUCUCGCCAGGAAGCGCAAAAUGAUGGACAUCGAAGCUGAAGAAAGAGAGCGAGAGGAAGUGGCUUCCCGGUUACCACAAAUUUGGACAAGGCAAUUACAUAGAAGCAGUGGCACUGCAGUGGUGCUGCUUGCGGACGAGAAGAGUGUCCAAUUGGUACUCAAGGCCAUCGCAAAGCUUCAAAAGAGUAAAAAAUAUCCCGUGUGGGGCGAAGGUUUGGCGGAUGAUGUUCCGUCAUUAGGAUCAUCGUGGAUAUCUUCACACCUACAGCUUUCGAGAGUAGACAAGUCCGCCGCCCAAACAGCUGUCCACGCAUUUUUCAAUGUAUUCAACCGCAAGGAGAAGGAGGCUAUCGAACUGGCCAAGAGACUUCGAAAUGAACCUGACGAAGAUGGCUUCGUCACUGUCACACGAGGAGGAAGAGCGGCACCAGCUAGCCGUACCGAAGCUGAAGAGGCUAAGCAACGAAUGGUGGACAAGGCAGCCAAGAAGAAGUCCGAGUUGAAGAAUUUCUAUCGAUUCCAGCUUCGCGAGCAGCGGAAGAUGGAGCAGGCAGCCCUUCUUAGACGAUUUCAGGACGAUAGGCGAAAAGUCGAUGCCAUGCGGGAGAAACGCGGCAAGUUUAAGCCAGAGACCUGA
Molecule: messenger RNA, 942 nt
Organism: Pochonia chlamydosporia 170
Lineage: Eukaryota; Fungi; Ascomycota; Sordariomycetes; Hypocreales; Clavicipitaceae
Product: ribosomal small subunit assembly protein
Exons: 1
Coding region: 1-942 (313 amino acids)
Biological process (GO): rRNA processing; ribosomal small subunit assembly
Cellular component (GO): CURI complex; UTP-C complex
Source: RefSeq, a predicted model, not a curated record